Messenger RNA from Protopolystoma xenopodis, 186 nucleotides. NCBI's taxonomy places the organism in Eukaryota, Metazoa, Platyhelminthes, Monogenea, Polystomatidea, Polystomatidae. The record is from the annotation of a GenBank genome assembly.
ACGCCCGGAUCGAUACGUCUCUGCUCCAUCCAUGCCUCGACCAGCCCUGAGGGCGGUGUACAGCUCGCCUCCGGCCCCGCCAGACCAACCCUGAAAAGAGGCUGCUUCGAGCUGCACCAGUCUACUCGCCUCGCCAUCGGUCAAGGGCAGACAUUUGGCUUUCCGGCGCUCAUCUUCACUCGUUGA